UUUAGUGUACAAAACGUGAAAAUAAUUAUAAAUAUGGUCAGAAAAUUAAAAUAUCAUGAACAAAAACUAUUGAAAAAAGUUGAUUUUUAUUCAUGGAAAGUUGAUAAUAGUGGGCAUGAAAACAAAAUUCUUAGAAAAUACCAUAUAAGAAAGAGAGAAGAUUAUACAAAAUACAAUAAAUUGGCUCGAAAUAUCCGUGAUUUAGCGGAGAAAAUUUCAAAAUUAGAAUCUAAUGAUCAAUUUAAAGCUGAAGCUUCUGCAAUAUUACUUGAUAAACUUUAUAAUAUUGGAUUAGUACCAACAAGAUUUAAUUUAGAGAAUGCAGGUUCUGUUAGUGCAAGCAGUUUUUGCCGAAGAAGAUUACCAAUUGUAAUGGUUAGACAAAAACUUUCCCAAAACGCUGCUAGUGCAACAAAUUUAAUAGAACAAGGGCAUGUACGAGUAGGCCCGGAAAUGAUUAAAGAUCCAGCAUUUUUAGUAACAAGAAAUUUGGAAGAUUUUAUUACUUGGAUUGAUGGUUCCGCAAUUAGAAAACACGUUUUAGAAUACAAUGAUAUGAAAGAUGAUUUUGAAUUUUAAAUAAAUUUUAUAUAUGUAUGUAAUAUGUAUAUAAUAAUCCUUCUUUGUAAUUAAUUUUUUAGAAUAAAUAAAUUUAAGUUUAUCGAUAA
This is a messenger RNA of Condylostylus longicornis, 668 nucleotides long. RefSeq names its product U3 small nucleolar ribonucleoprotein protein IMP3. Gene Ontology annotation, biological process: rRNA processing. Gene Ontology annotation, molecular function: rRNA binding; snoRNA binding; structural constituent of ribosome. The coding region runs from base 34 to 579 and encodes 181 amino acids. The transcript is spliced from 3 exons. Gene Ontology annotation, cellular component: Mpp10 complex; small-subunit processome; small ribosomal subunit. The record is from RefSeq and is a predicted model, not a curated record. NCBI's taxonomy places the organism in Eukaryota, Metazoa, Arthropoda, Insecta, Diptera, Dolichopodidae.